Molecule: messenger RNA, 612 nt
Organism: Mucor velutinosus
Lineage: Eukaryota; Fungi; Mucoromycota; Mucoromycetes; Mucorales; Mucoraceae
Exons: 4
Coding region: 1-612 (203 amino acids)
Biological process (GO): Ras protein signal transduction
Cellular component (GO): plasma membrane
Molecular function (GO): GDP binding; GTPase activity; GTP binding
Source: RefSeq, a predicted model, not a curated record
AUGUCAAAAGCUUCUUCAUUUGUACGUGAAUACAAGUUGGUCAUGGUUGGUGGCGGUGGUGUUGGUAAAUCUGCCUUGACCAUUCAGUUUAUUCAAUCACAUUUUGUCGAUGAGUACGAUCCUACAAUCGAAGAUUCAUAUCGCAAGCAAUGUGUAAUUGACUCUGAAACUGCUCUACUCGAUGUCCUUGAUACGGCUGGUCAAGAGGAAUACAGUGCUAUGCGUGAACAGUACAUGAGAAAUGGCGAAGGUUUCCUCUUGGUGUAUUCAAUCACAUCUCGCCUGUCAUUCGAAGAAAUCACAACAUUCUAUCAACAAAUCUGCCGCGUAAAGGAUCGCGAUUACUUUCCAAUGGUAUUGGUAGGAAACAAGUGUGAUUUGGAGGGUGACAGACAAGUGUCCAGUCAGGAAGGAAGAGAUUUGGCAAAGAAUUUCGGCUGUCAGUUCAUCGAGACAUCUGCAAAGCAAAGAAUCAAUGUGGAUGAAGCCUUUUUCGAGGUUGUUCGUGAUAUCCGUAGAUACAACAAAGAGCAAGAAACACGGGGGCAUGAUCAAUUUGGCAUCCAAGAUGCUCCUGACGUUGCCUCUGACAAAUGCUGUAUUCUAAUGUAA